Messenger RNA from Trichophyton benhamiae CBS 112371, 1347 nucleotides. RefSeq lists its product as uncharacterized. The transcript has 6 exons. The record is from RefSeq and is a predicted model, not a curated record. The coding region runs from base 1 to 1347 and encodes 448 amino acids. Lineage: Eukaryota; Fungi; Ascomycota; Eurotiomycetes; Onygenales; Arthrodermataceae. Gene Ontology annotation, biological process: iron-sulfur cluster assembly.
AUGGCGCUCCCCGCCCUGGCCGGCGGGCAAGAUGGUGCUCUGCAUGGCGUCUCAGCAGCGGGCGGCGACGGCGACGGCGACGGGCAAGACAGCGCGAUCAAUCGCAGUCCGGCGGGCAGAGCAGACGGCAGCACGACGGCGGGCAGCGAGGACGGGUUUCUCUGUCUCUGUCUGUGUGCGUUGGCGUCGCCGGCGGAGGGCUGGUUUUGGCUGGCAGUUGACGUUGUCGUUGUCGUUGUAUCGAAGGCGUUAAAGUCGGACAAGGCGAAGAAAAAAAGAGCCGCCGAGGAAGCGAGACGACGGCCUCAACAGCACCACGACAGCGACAGCGACAGCGACGGUGACAGGAUCCAGACAGGGCGUGAGCUGAGGAAGAAGAAACGAGAGGAAGGGCUGGCUGGUCUGCUCACUAACUCACUAGCAGGAGGCGACUGUGGGCCGGCGUUGGAGCAGGAGAACUCUAGAGCAGAGCAGAGCGCAGAGCAGACGGAGAGAGACAGCGAGCAAAAGGUGCAUCAUCGACGCCGCCAGCAGCCAAACGACGAGCAGGACCAGCAGGCCGGGAAACCUUCUGCCGUUCCAGAAGCCAGGCGAAACAUAAAAAAGGAAGAGACAGAGAGACAGGAGAGGGCUAGAGAAAAAGAAAAGAAGCGCCGGCCAUCUGCGGGACGAAGGCUGGAGGGAGAGGAACAAGAGACAACUAUCAAGCAAGAGAGGAGACGAGACAAGACAAGACAAGACGAGACGAGACGAGACGAGAUGCAGAACUCGAAUCCGACGCUGUUGAGCGCGGCUGACCUGCCCAGCCGGGAGAAGAAGGGCGCAGAGUCCCAGGCCAGGGUGGACAGCAUCUUCACGACGGAGCCUACCUUUGAUCCCUUUGCCAGAUACCAGGACGACGAUGGCGAGAGCAGUCAGGAUGGCAGCAGCCAGGACGAGCUCGAGGAGCCCAUCGACGAGCAGGAGAUAUUCGACCUGAUUGCAACGAUAUCAGACCCCGAGCACCCGAUUCCGCUGGCAGAGCUGGCCGUCGUCUCGCUGCAGGACAUCAGCAUCACGCCGGCACUGCCUCGCUCGCCGUCGUCUCCCCUCCGCAAGGUCACCGUCCUGCUCACCCCCACCAUCACCCACUGCAGCCUGGCCACCGUUAUCGGGCUUGGAGUGCGCGUCAGACUGGAGCAGGCCUUGCCCCCGCGGUUCAGAGUCGACGUCCGGCUCAAGGAGGGCUCGCAUAGCACGGCAGACGAGGUCAACAAGCAGCUCGCAGACAAGGAGCGGGUGGCGGCUGCACUGGAGAACCAGACGCUCAUGGGCGUCGUGGGGAAGAUGCUGGAGACCUGUCGAUGA